Molecule: messenger RNA, 396 nt
Organism: Dovyalis caffra
Lineage: Eukaryota; Viridiplantae; Streptophyta; Magnoliopsida; Malpighiales; Salicaceae
Source: the annotation of a GenBank genome assembly
AUGAGUCAGGGUCAUCAUGCAAGGAGGCCCCAAGCUGGCGGGCAAGACAAACCAAUGAGACAGGAAGGUGGGCUUGAGCAAGAUCGUCCUAUAAGAUACGGUGACGUUUUCAACGUUUCUGGAGACCUUGCUACAAGAAUUAUAGCACCGGAAGAUGCUAACAUGAUGCAGAGUGCGGAAAACACCGUGCUUGGACAGACCCAGAAGGGUGGUCCAGCUGCUACUAUGCAAUCUGCUGGAACUCGCAAUGAGCAAGCUGGUUUUGUUAGUCAUCGACAGGCCAGUGAUGCUGCUGCUGACCACGGCGUAUCUGUAACUGAAAAUGACAUUCCAGGAGCCCGAAUAGUCACAGAAAGCGUUGCUGGACAGGUUCUCUCUAAUAUAUUGCUGCAGUAA